CGAGACAUGGCAGGCCAACGGAAGGGGAGCGCAAUGGCUGGGCAGUGUGUAGAUGAAGAUGGCAAGGUGUCCUGCGCUCUUUACCCUCUCCUCUGCAUGCAGCCUCGUCGAGAACUUUGAACGGAACCUCUGGCGUGGAGGACAACAAACUACUUGAAACACCAUGGAGGCUGACCUUGAACGUAGAAACAACCAGCUCUCAGACCUGAGUGCUAGGUACUCAGAAGCGCAGAGAAAUGCGCAGAAGGCCAUGUCUCUCUUCAAAGAGGCCCAGGAAGAAAACGACGAGCUGAGGUCAAACUUUGAAACUCUCAAGAUUGCAUAUCAGGCCCUGCAGGAUAAGUUGAAUGAAGAGAAGUACGAGCACGAGAGCACAAGGAUCGAACUCUCCAAGAUGGUCAAGGAGAGAGACAUGCAGCAUGCGCAGUGGAAAGCAGAGCUCGACAUCAAGGCGAAGCAGUUCGAAGAGCUGCGCAGUCAGAUCAUUCCCCCUAGGGAGCUCGAUGAGAUCAGGAUGAGGAUGGCGGAGGAGCUGGAGACGCCGAUACGGCAGAGGGCAGACAUGCUAGAGGAAGAGCUCGAGAAGCAGCGCGAGUCUUACUUCCAGCUGAGGAGGCAGCUGGAGAAGCUUAAGUUCGAGAAGGACCAGAUGCAGGCUGAGCACGAGCAGGACAUGCUGGAGGCGACGGAGAAGCAUCGGGCGAUCGAGGCAGAGCUGAACAUCAGGAUCUCAGGGCUGCAGGCAGCUCUGGACGACACGACAGAAGUGCAGGAGAUCAACGUGCUGCAAAGAGAGGUCCAAUCCCUCAAGGUGAAGGAGAAGAAGCUGCUGGGGGAGAUAGCCGACCUGAGGUCAGAGAAGGAGGCGCUGAGGGUGGCCAAGGAGGUAGCGGGGCAGGAGGUCAAGGACAAGAUGGAUCAGAUGGCUACGGAGAGCUCCAAGAAAGACUUCAUGAUGGACGACCUCAGGAGGAAGAUAUCGCACCUGGAACGAGAGUUGGAACAGGAGACAGAGGGGCACAAGCGGACUGAAGCUAAGCUGCUGGAGUGGGAGCGGGAGAACUCCGUCUUGCAGAGGAAGUUGGAUGAGAUGGACUUCAGCAUGAAGUCGAUGCAGAGGAGUUUGUUGAGAGAGAUAGAGGAGGAGCGAAGCUCGUGGAGCAAGGAGAGACAGCAGCUGAAGAUGACCAUCAGCAAGGCCGAAUCGAUGCAGGCAGAGCUCCAGGUCAACAUGAGAGCUUCGCAAGACUACGCGGAUGAGAAUGUGCAAAAGAAAAUUUCUGCUCUGAGAGAAGAAAACAUGAAGAAGAUCGCCAAGAUGGAGGAACAGAUGCGGAGAGAGAGUGAGAAGAGAGAAGCAGAGGUCGAGAACUGGAAGAAUCGCGAGGAAGACCUGCAAAAUCGACUGAACGAAGCAGAAAGCAGCAGGAACAAACUCAUAUUCGAGAUCGAGAACAACAGCAAGCAGGCCAAACAGGUGGAGAGCGACUUGAACGAGAUGCUGCAGAUGAAGAGAGUUCUCGAGAAGGAGAAGGAGGAGCUUACCUGCAAGCUCGAUGAAGUCGUCAAACAGAAGCAGAGCGCGGAAGAAUCUCUGACGAAGGUGACCCGAGACUAUGAGAUUAUCAAGGAUGAGAACAGGAUCUUCGAAGACGCGAACAAUAGACUGAAGAGAGAGAUUGAGAAGUCCCAGCAAAGUUUCGAGAAGGAGCAAGCAGAGACUGAGAAGAAGCUGAAGAAGAUGGAGGAGGAGACGAAGUCCAUCAUUGCGACCUACGAGGACAGCGAGCGGAAGAUGCGAGAGCAGCUGACAGACUUGAAGAAGAAGGCUAAGAAGUUCAGAGGGUUGGCGAGCAAAUUUAAGGAGAAGUUCCGCAGCAAGUUCGCCGUCGCUGUGCAGCAGCUGCAGGCUCAGGAAGCUAUGAUCUCGCGGCUCAGGCAGGAGGCACAGGAGACGGAGGACAAGGGGCAGAAAGAAGUGAUCGAGAUAACUCGGAAGCUCUUUGAAGUCCAGAAGGAGAAGGAGAGGCUUCUCCUCCUCUACCAGGACCAGACAGCGUUACAGGCCGAGCUAGGGGAAACUUUUCAAUCUCAACCAGCUGUGCCCAGCUCGCCCGGAGGAAAGAAACAGCUGGCAGCCCUGCCCAAGUCGUUGAGCUGAGGGGCAUGUAGAGUAUGUAUGAAGUGAUGAGAAUAAACGAAUGUCGAUGAU
Molecule: messenger RNA, 2212 nt
Organism: Guillardia theta CCMP2712
Lineage: Eukaryota; Cryptophyceae; Pyrenomonadales; Geminigeraceae
Exons: 14
Coding region: 164-2161 (665 amino acids)
Source: RefSeq, a predicted model, not a curated record